Molecule: messenger RNA, 1354 nt
Organism: Carica papaya (papaya)
Lineage: Eukaryota; Viridiplantae; Streptophyta; Magnoliopsida; Brassicales; Caricaceae
Source: RefSeq, a predicted model, not a curated record
CAUCGCAUUUCCUUUCCUACAGUCCUUUGCUCUUCCAGUCUUCCUUGUUUGCGUGCGUCUCCUUCAAUUCUUGCCUCUCUAACAUUGGCAUCCCAGUUCUCUGAAAAAGCACAAGAAGGAUUUAUAGAUGACGACUUCAAACUCGCCGUUCAACUUUACUCCAAAGCCAUUCACUUGGACCCUAACAGUGCUGAUCUUUUCGCCGACCGAGCUUAAGCCAACAUCAAACUCCACAACUUCACUGAAGCUAUUACCGAUGCAAACAAAGCAAUUGAGUUGGAUCCCACUAUGUCUAAGGCAUACCUGCGCAAAGGCACUGCCUUUAUGAAGCUUCAAGACUAUUGUGGUGCAAAAGAAGUCCUUGAAAAAGGUGCUUCUCUAGUGCAGAAUGAUCCCCGAUUCACGAAGAUGAUUAAUGAAUGUGCUUUGCUUGCAGGAGAGAAAGAAACUCUAAUUAAGCCCGUGACCCCAAGUUCGCCUCCUAGUCCUACACCAGCUUCUGUUGGCUUCCGUCACAUGGAGCCUGCAUUGUCAAUUAAAGCAAGAUACAGACAUGAAUACUACCAGAAGCCUGAAGAAGUGGUUUUAACAAUCUUUGCCAAGGGAAUACCGGCAAAAAAUGUGGCUGUUGACUUUGGUGAACAAAUUGUUAGUGUUUCCAUAGAUGUCCUUGGAGAAGAUGUAUAUCAUUUUCAACCUCGAUUAUUCGGAAAGAUAAUACCUGAGAAGUGCAGAUAUGAAGUACUUUCAUCCAAAAUUGAAAUAUGCCUUGUAAAAGUUAUGUUCCAUGUUGUUAAUCAAAGCCCUUUAUACGAGGUGUUAUCCUCGCUUUUAUUAGAGCAUAAGUGGGAACAUUUUGGAUCUCAGCAGCCUGCAUACCCAUCUUCUAAGUCAAAGGCAAAAGACUGGGACAAGUUCAAAGCACAAGUGAAGGAAAAGGAAAAAGAAUAGAAGUUGGAUGGUGAUGUGGCUUUGAACAAAUUUGUCCGCGAUAUUUAUCAAAAUGCAGAUGAAGACAUGAGGAGAGCCAUGAGCAAAUCUUUUGUGGAGUCAAAUGGGACUGUGCUAUCAACAGAUUGGAAAGAAGUGGGUUCCAAGAAGGUUGAAGGCAGUGCACCUGAUGGGAUGGAGUUGAAGAAAUGGUAAUAUUGAGGCAGUGGGCUGUAUCUAUGUUGAUUUUCUGUAUGUGCCACCGAUUCUUAUUUAGUUUCGGUUUUUCCCCCUUUGUUAUGGGGAUUUACAGAUUACCAAGUUCACAUUUUUUUGAUUCCUUCCUGUUCCUAUGGAAUGGUAGAAUACAGGAUAAUUGUUUCAUUGAUUAUAUAUCUAUCUCUAAUAAAUUGUAGUUGAUAAA